Messenger RNA from Blepharisma stoltei, 486 nucleotides. Lineage: Eukaryota; Ciliophora; Heterotrichea; Heterotrichida; Blepharismidae. The record is from the annotation of a GenBank genome assembly.
AUGGAUCAAGGCUGAGUUUAUGGAAAUUGUGGAUAUGAAGGAAUACUAUCUUAUGAAGAAUUUGAACAGAAGAAUCUUAUUCUCUGAAUGAUCAAAAACCAACUAGCAGUUUGAGAUGUCAAACUUGCAUGGGACUUGAAACUUCUGGAGUUUUAUAGUGACAAUUUAUGAACUUAUGAUUGGAUUGAGUGCAAAUACAACCCUCAAAUAACAGUUCUGGAUCACUCUCUUCAAAAAGACGGAGAAGAUUUCUGCUUACAUUGCGCAUUUAUUAUUAUUGCUCUGCACUUUAAAAGAGAAUAUUCUGGAAUAAUAAAGCCAAAUACCAAUCUGAACAUCUUUUUGAAAAAAAUCAAAUUAAGAAAAUCAGUGUUUCUGCAGCCUUCAAGGUUGAAAAAGUACAAUCAAAGAAUGGAAAAAGAAGGAAAAAUAGUUUCAUUGUUGGACUCGGCGAUUAAAACAAUAAGAGAAAGCAUGCUGUGAUAG